AUGGAGGGGACGCAGCGAUGGCUUCCCCCUUUCUUACUCCUCCUUGAAGUGAUGGGCAUUUUCGCCCAGGGAGCCUGGACGGCCUGGUUCAACAUCGACCAUCCUGGAGGCAACGGCGACUACGAGCGCAUGGACGCCAUCCGGUUCUACUACCGGGACAGGGUCUGUCCGAGCCCCACCAGCAUCGAAGCUCGAACGACGGACUGGAUCCCUGCCGCCAGCACGGGCCAGGUGGUCCACGCCAACGCCCGGGAGGGGUUCUGGUGCCUGAAUAAAGAGCAGCCGGCCGGGCAAACGUGCUUGAAUUACGUCGUGCGUUUCUUCUGCCCAGCUGGCUCCCUGCGCCAGGAGUCACUGUGGUCCCCGUGGUCCCGAUGGAGCAGCUGCUCUGCGAAGUGCAAUCAGACUGGCAUCCAGAUUCGGACCAGGGUCUGCCUGGCAGAAAACCUCCAGGACCCACGCUGCAAAGACGUGAGCGAGGAAGGAAGGCACUGCUCCGGACCCCCUUGCUCAGCCUGCACCGUGACGUGUCCCCUGGGCCGUGAGAACGCCGACUGCAGCGGCUGCACGUGCGAGGAGCACACGCUUUACGGCAAGGCCUCCCUCCAGGAUGGCGUUCCGGCCGCCGGGGCUGCCAUCUACCUACAAGCCCAGCCGGCCAAGUUGCUGACAGUGGCGGAUGCCAACGGGUUGUUUCAGGUUCCCGGCGUGUGCCCGGACGGAAGAACCGUCCUGCAGGUCAAGCAGCCGAACUACGCGACGGCGCUGGUCACCGUGACCGAGAGCGCCACGAACUCCUCCUCGGUCCACAUCCGCUUGACAAGAGCAGAGAAGCCGUACAUGGUGAUGCAGCCAGAGAGCAAAGCGAGACGAGAGGGGCAGAGCGUUUCAUUCUGUUGCCAGGCCGCCGGGGAUCCCGUCCCUCAGCAAUACCUUUGGUUCCACAAUGAGACUCUGCUGGACCCCACGCUCUAUAAACACAAAAGCUACCUGGUGCUGAGGAACCUGACAAGGGCGCACGCCGGGCAGUAUUUCUGCAAGACCAGCAACCAAGCAGGUUCCGUGAAGUCGCAAGUCGCCACGCUGUCCCUCGCAGCCCAGGAUGAAGCUGCCUGUGCACCCAGGCCCGAGAGCUACCGCAUCCGCCUGCCUCCCGACUGCUUCCAAAACUCAACUGGCUCCUUCUACUACAACGUUGGUAGAUGCCCAUCCAAGGCAUGUUCUGGAAAGCUAGGCAAAACUCUCCGGUGCAAGGACACCAUUGCUUACUGCUGUGGGGUCUCCAAAACGGAAACACGAGAAAUCGCGUGCACCGGAUACACGCUUCCCGUCAAGGUGACUGUAGAAUGUGGCUGUCAAAGGUGCACUGAGCCCAAAGUCACUGUCAAGGGAAGAGCCAUGGCACUGGAUACGGAGGAGCCCUUGAGGUUUGGUCAUAUAUACCUGGGGAACAAAAGGGUCAGCAUGACGGGCUAUAAUGGAACCUUCUCCGUUCAGGUGCCGCCCAACACGGAGCGGCUGGUUCUGACUUUUGUGGAUCGCCUGCAAAAGUUCGUGAACACCACAAAAGUGCUGCCGUUCAACAGACAUGGUGGGUCAGUCUUCCACGAGGUCAAGAUGCUGAGGAAGAAGCCGCCCGUCACACUGGAAUCGACCGAGACCAAUUUCAUUCCCCUGGGAGAUAUGGAAGGAGAUGAUCCGAUCGCUGAACUGGAAAUUCCUCCCAACUCCUUUUACAAGCAGAAUGGGGAAGCCUACACAGGAAAAGUGAAGGCCAGUGUGACUUUCCUGGACCCGAGGAAUAUCUCCAGCGCGGCUGCAGUGCAGAGUGACCUGAAUUUUGUGGAUGGCGAAGGUGACAUGCUCCCGUUGCGGACCUAUGGCAUGUUUUCCAUGGAUUUCACGGAUGAAGAUGCUAACGAGCCACUCAAUGCAGGGAAAGUGAAAGUUCACCUGGACUCCACUCAAGUCAGGAUGCCAGAACACCUGCAAGGCAUGAAGCUUUGGUCUCUGAACCCGCAGACAGGCCUGUGGGAGGAAGAAGGGGCCUUCCAAGUGGACCAGAGCAGGCGCAGGAAGCGGGAGGAGAGAACAUUCCUGGUGGGCAACAUGGAGGUAAGAGAAAGGAGAUUGUUCAACCUUGACGUCCCCGAAAGCCGAAGGUGCUACAUCAAGGUGCGUGUUUACAGAAGCGAGAGGUUCCUGCCCAGCGAACAAGUUGCGGGGGCCGUGGUCUCGGUUAUCAACUUGGAGCCAAUGGCGGGAUAUUCAUCGAAUCCCAGAGCCUGGGGCCGCUUUGACAGCGCCGUCACCGGCUUCAAUGGGGCCUGUGUCCCGGCAUUCUGCGACGACCGAAACCCCGACGCUUACAGCGCUUACGUCAUGGCAAGUCUUGCGGGAGAAGAACUUGAAGCUGUCCCCUCCACCCCAAGGCUCAACCCUUUUGCCAUUGGGGUCCCGCAGCCCUACCUCAACAAGCUGAAGUACAGGCGGACGGACCACGAGGACCGGAAUGUGAAAGCCACCGCCUUCAGGAUCAGCGUGGCCAAGCCCACCCCCAACGCCGCGGAAGAGAGCAACGGGCCCAUUUACCCGUACGAGAAGCAGCGAGAGUGCGAAGCGGCCCAGCACAGCGCCGCACACUUCAGGUUUUACAGGGUGGAGGGGGACAGGUAUGACUACAACACCGUCCCUUUCAAUGAGGACGACCCCAUGAACUGGACGGAAGACUACCUGGCUUGGUGGCCCAAGCCGAUGGAAUUCAGAGCGUGCUAUAUUAAGGUGAAGAUCCAUGGGCCCCUGGAGGCGACGGUGAGGUCCCGCAGCGCAGGCGGCACCCACCCGCAGACUGCCGGCAGGCUGUACGGCAUCAGGGACACGCGCAGCAUCCGAGACCUGAACCAACCCAACCUGUCCACCGCCUGCCUGGAAUUCAAGUGCAGCGGCAUGCUAUACGAUCAGGAACGUGUUGACCGGACCCUGGUGAGAAUCAUCCCGCAGGGGAGCUGCUACAGAGAGAGCGUCAACGGCAUGCUCCACGACUACCUUGUGAACCAUCUUCCAUUCGCAGUCAAUAAUGACUCCAGCCAGUAUACCAUGUUGGCUCCUCUGGACCCUCUCGGUCACAACUACGGGAUCUACACAGUGACAGACCAGGAUCCCAGGACAGCCAAGGAAAUUGCUCUGGGCAGAUGUUUUGAUGGAACGUCGGAUGGGUCUUCAAGGAUUAUGAAGAACAAUGUGGGCGUCGCGCUGACUUUUAACUGCCAAGAAAGAGAUACGCCGCAACAAGACCUGUUCCCAGCGCUGCCGAAUGUGCCCAGCCGGUACCCGGCGAGCUCUGGUAGGGAGAGAACGGGGAUCAGGCGGUCCAGUGAAAGCCGUCGGCCUGUCAUCAGGGGAAGGGGUGCCGCUUUCGUGAAAACAUCCCAAGAAGCCCAGUGAGCUCUUCUGCUAGCCGCUCCCCAUCCAGUAGCUCUGAAAGGAUCCGAGAGUUCCUGCCAACGCAUCA
Molecule: messenger RNA, 3511 nt
Organism: Varanus komodoensis (Komodo dragon)
Lineage: Eukaryota; Metazoa; Chordata; Lepidosauria; Squamata; Varanidae
Gene: CILP
Product: cartilage intermediate layer protein
Exons: 7
Coding region: 1-3444 (1147 amino acids)
Source: RefSeq, a predicted model, not a curated record